AUGGGACUUUGUUACCAGUGUGGAUCCAGUGGUCAUUUCCGGAGGGAUUGCCCACAGUUAGUUUCAUCUGAGAGGACAACUAACCAGACUUCUGUACGUUCCCAGGCAUCAGUUCAGACUCCAGCCAAAGGUCGAAGUCAGGGAAGACCUUCCGGAUCAGCAUCCAGAACAGAUAGUAGAGCCCGACCUCAGCAGAAUAGAGAGCCAAUUAGUUCUGAGGCAAGACAGUCAGCGUUGGUUUAUGCCACUAGACGUCGGGAUGACAGAGAUGAGCCCGAGGAAUUUUUGGAGUCCGGAAGAGCCUUCACGCGCCGCCCCUGCGCGUGGGGGAGUUUCGAAUCUGCUGGGUGA
Hibiscus syriacus is the source of this 351-nucleotide messenger RNA. RefSeq names its product serine/arginine-rich splicing factor RSZ21A-like. The transcript has 2 exons. Gene Ontology annotation, molecular function: zinc ion binding; nucleic acid binding. The coding region runs from base 1 to 351 and encodes 116 amino acids. The record is from RefSeq and is a predicted model, not a curated record. Lineage: Eukaryota; Viridiplantae; Streptophyta; Magnoliopsida; Malvales; Malvaceae.